GCGCAUUCGAAACUUCCAAGGGCAUCGUUCCGAAGGAGCUCCUGCCGCCUCCACCUUCGCGUAGUGCCUCAACGUGGCUUACGUCUGCGUGUGGUUGAGAUUCUCGCGUUGCCGAGGGGUAAAUCUCAAAAUUUCCGUCCUUCCAUUCUGCGAGGAAAGAGCUUGGCCUCAACUGUGGAGUGACGUGAGCUUCGUGAAGUGCAUGCUGCAGAGGGAGACGCUAUCGGGAUCGGGAUCGGGAUGGGGGACCAGAACCCAAAUGCUGGGAAGGGUCCAAAGGCUCAACAGCAGCAGCAACAGCCGCCGAAGAUAAAAUUCGAGAUUUGGGUGAAUGGUUAUAAAUAUGUCACAGUCAAUAAUCCGAACGAGCCGGUUGAUGACAUUGUCAAGUCACUGGAGAAAAGGGCGAAGAAAAUCAGGCACAUUGGGGAAGAGGACUCGAUAGAACGGCUGCAGUUCAAAAGCGCCGACGACUUGGAGGUUUCAGAAAUGGGACUUGACCUGACUGCCGGUGACAUGAAGCAGCUGCUUGAGAAUAAGAAGAUAGUUGCGCUCAUUUCGACGCCUCCGCCUCAACCAUUACCCCCUCCGGCCCCACAACCACCUCCUCCUCCACCUAGUCUAGGCCCGACACCCCCCAAAAUGCCUUGUUGGGAUUGGUGCUGGAAGUAGACAAGUAAGAGAGGAGGAAAGAAGCGGAAGCGAGACGGGGGGCCAACUGCAUAGGGCAUGCAAGCGGACAAGCAACCGACGACGAUGCAAUUGAUCCUUAGUGGGUAUUACUUCUUUUGCAUGAGGGGGUAAAGGCAGGUGGGAUGCCAUUUUUUGAGGGAGGGAGAGAGAAGGAAGGUGGAUGGGGAGGGAGGGAAAUGCAUCAACGGAUCCUCCUCCAUCUUCCAAGAGCGCCUGCUUUCGAGAGCCCUUUGCGA
Messenger RNA from Chara braunii, 929 nucleotides. NCBI's taxonomy places the organism in Eukaryota, Viridiplantae, Streptophyta, Charophyceae, Charales, Characeae. The record is from the annotation of a GenBank genome assembly.